CCGACGUCCCGUACACGUCAGACGCACCAUUCUGGAGAUGUAAGCAGCUCCCUCGCCGUUCAGAUUGGCAUCUGCAACGGACGAAGUGCAGCAUAUGGCCAUGGAGGAGAAGGAGAGCCGCAGUGCGGCCAGCGGGGCGUCGCCCGACAGCUCUCCCACCACGAUGGUUAACGGAGGACCAUCGGCAAGCGCCACGAAAAGCCGCGGGCAAAGGUCGACCCCCGCUGCACUGCUCUCCGUCGAUGAGGCAUUCGGUCCGUGUGAGACACAGACAGACAGACAGACAGGUAGGCAGACACUUUACAAAGCUGUGCAGAGACGGGCAAGGAAGUCCCUAAGGGAGAGUCGGCAUCCAUGUGUGUGUGUGUGGUUGUCAAUCGAUGAUUUGUUCGUUCUGUUUAGGCCUGUGCAAGAUCCUGUUCAGCAAGAUGUCUGCGGCCAACGAUGUCAUCUCGUCGGGCUCUGGUGGAGCUUACGGAGAGGUAAUAUACCUGGAGCAUUGCAUGCUCAUAAUUCUGUCUGUCUGUCUGUCUGUCUGUCUCGCUGCAUGCCUUUCAGAACAGAGCAUCGUCUGUGCGUGCGCUUCUGGACAUUGCACGGGAUAAGUACUGCCUCACACAGGUGCGUUCGAUUCACGAGCAAGGCGCUUGCUUAUCCUGGGAUGGUCACGAUUGGUCCCUCGUACACACCCAUCCAUCCAUCCAUGCACAUGGGCGUUGGUUGGAUGCAGAACUCGGUGUUCUUGGACGUCGGCAGCGGGAGUGAGUGAGACAUUAACAGCUUGACUGGCCGUCGAUCUGUCGGUGGCCAUGUUGCUCCAUUGUGCCCAUGCAUAUCUCCCUCCUCCCCGCCCCUCCCCUGCCCUGCGUCUGUGUUCCACUCAUUGGCUAACGUAUGCAUGCAGGGGGCGUUCCAUCCUUCGUGGCGAGCGCCUACACGCAACGCGGGGCAUCCUUGGGGGUUGAAAUCGAUGAGAAUGCCGCUACUCUGAGCCAGAAGAACCUCGUCCAGCUGUUAGAAGCCAUGUAUGUAUCUAUGUAUGCAUGUAUGUAUGUAUGUGGCGCAGGCAGGCAGGCAGGCAGGCAGGAACACACACUCACACUGAGGUCAACCAAAAAAAAAACGCAGGCAGGUGUGAUCCAUCUGUGUGUCCUUGUUCGUGUGUGUGUGUGUGUGUGGUGUGUGGUGUGUGCAGGCAGCAGAGGCAGGUUGAGAGCGGCAUUGAUCCAUAUGAGCACGGUGGGUAAGCAAGGAGAAAGGAGAGAGACAUGUAUGUCUCCUGACGUCCUGGCUGCAUCCUACCGGCUGUCGCAACACAUACAAACCAGUGUUUGCGUCUGUCUGUCUGUCUGUCUGCCUGCGUGUGGUAUCUAUCGGUUCUCUCCAUCUGUCGAUGCCGCGCAGCCCCUCCGCUGCACUGUGGAUUUCUCCAUGCAGGUACGUAGGUACCUACGUGGGGGGAGGCAGGCACAGAGGGAGGCACUCGGACAAACGCCAUGGGUGUGUGCCUGCCACAGAUGCUUGUGACCUUGAGAGCUUUGACCCCGCCACACACGUCUAUUCCUUUGAUUUCGCCAUGCCCGCCUUCAUGAUCGCCAGAUUUGUCAAGCUCUUCAAUUCCAGCCAUACGGCCUUCAUUUAUAUGUCAUUUAGGAAAGGUGCGAUCGACGCGACAGACAGUGCUGUGCUGUGCUAGCCAGAGAUAGAUACGCCCAUGCGGUGGAGACAGGCCCUCGUGAAUCUGGGUGUGUGUUGUGUGUCGCCGUCUGUCAGAUUUGGUGAGUGUGCAUGGUCUGCGAGGGUGCCUCAUGGAGUCUUUGCAGCUCUCAAUGGCAGGUCGGUCAGCCGGUCACUCCCUCCCUCCCCAACCAACACGCGAUGGGGCACUGGUGGUGGAUGAGAGAGACCGAGUGGGCGUGUGGGGUGGCGUCGGGUGUGAUGUGGUGUGGUGUGCAGGUUCUGGCGAGAAGCAUUUGUGUUACAUAUAUGGGAAGGGUGCGAAGAGCAGCACGUCGGCCAUCAAGCCCACCAACACCAAAUACUCAGUCCCAUACAGACUCCCACGCAGGUCAGGUCAACGCAACAUGUCAGCCGCAGUGUAGAUGGGUGGAGGGAGGGAGGGAUGGUCGAUGGAGUUCAUAGCAUUACAUGUGUGUGAAGGUCUGGUCCAUCUCACCCCUCAUGUAUGCAUGUACUGUACUGCACGUGUGUAUUGUAUGUGUCCAUCCGUGUCGGUCGAUCAACCACAACAUACAUAUGCAUGCAUUGGUGUGCAACCAUGUGUGUGUGUGUGUGUGUGUGUUUAGGAGUCGUCGUGAGGACAGGACCACGAGUGUGUGUCCGUCGCUGCAGUCGGUGGUGGACGCCACCUGGACUCCCACAGCUGAGCAGAUAGAGCACGCCCGCACCGGCAUCUUGGCCUGGGUGUACCACCAUCCCCUCCGCCACUCACAGGAGAAUAAGUACAAGAAGAUGAAGGAGGAGGAAAUGAUCGACAAACACCGCCGCAUGGAGCAGGAGAUGGACGACAGCCACCCUCUCUCCAGCCCCUAUAAAAAACACUCACACAAAGCAAAAAAGGACUCGGGCCGGUCUAAACACAGCCAGCAAGAGGUGGACAAACCAGGCCACGCAGCGGAAGGGACGGAGAGGGAGGAGGAAAGGGGCGAGGGGGGCCAAGGGGAUCGUGCACAUGCAGAUGCACACGAGGACGAUGGACACACCCCAGCCAGGAAGAAGGUAGGCACCGCACCGCACCGCACCGCACCGCACGCACCGGCGGGGGGGUGCACCACACCAGUGAGUAGCAGGGAGGGAGAGCAGCCACCCCACCCCACCACCAGCCUUCCUUUUACCGUCUGUUUCUGUGUGCAGCAUCGCGGUCAGUGAGUGACGCCAUCCAUCCCCUGACAGACAGAUGGACGGACAGACGGCCUAUGCUAUGUAUGUCAAACAAUCAGUCCC
Vitrella brassicaformis is the source of this 2964-nucleotide messenger RNA. The record is from the annotation of a GenBank genome assembly. Lineage: Eukaryota; Vitrellaceae.